Messenger RNA from Dracunculus medinensis (Guinea worm), 405 nucleotides. NCBI's taxonomy places the organism in Eukaryota, Metazoa, Nematoda, Chromadorea, Rhabditida, Dracunculidae. The record is from the annotation of a GenBank genome assembly.
AUGUGCACGGACGAUGGAAGUGCAAGUGCUGGUUUUUCACGUUUCAAUAAAAUUCGUGUUGAUUUACAUAAUAUGAAAUUUAAUAUUCGCGAUCAUACAUUUGCUACGACUGAAUAUGGUGAAAAUGUUCCGUAUGCAACGGCUGGUGAUUGCUAUAGUGCAGUAGAUUGUCCCCAGGGUCGCUUUGGAAUUGAUUUGCGAGGUACUGGACUCCGCAUAGUGGACGACCUUCGGUGGAUAGAUCAGGGUCAUCGAACAAGUUCUCGAAUCGAGCGAUCCGAUAAUAAUGCUGUAAUUUUUGGUCGUUGUGGUGGUUACUGUGGUCAAUGUGCACCGGAUAAAUUUAAAGGUUUGAUCAUAGAAAUCGACCCAAAACAAAAGCCAUCGUUAGAUGGAUUAAUGUAA